Tetrahymena thermophila SB210 is the source of this 555-nucleotide messenger RNA. RefSeq lists its product as hypothetical. The record is from RefSeq and is a predicted model, not a curated record. The transcript has a single exon. NCBI's taxonomy places the organism in Eukaryota, Ciliophora, Oligohymenophorea, Hymenostomatida, Tetrahymenidae.
AUGCGAAUUUAUUAAUUUAACUUUACAGCAUUUUUGAUAGAAAUUUCAUUCCCUUAUGAUGAAAUUAAUCAAUUUACACUUUUUUUUACUUUUUUAAUUCAAUCUACUUCUUUUUAUUAAUUUUACAUCAACAAAGACGGCCUAAUUAAUUUUGUCAUCCUCAUUUAAUUUUAUCUUUAUAGUUCAAUAGCAAAUUAAGCCUAAAAUAUUUUUGACUUCAUUUUUGAUCCUAAAAUCUACCUAAAAUUUAUUCCUUAGUAAGCUUAAUUUUCUCAUAAUAUAAAGACUUAUUUGCACUACAGCAAUAGUGUGAGUGAUUUCAUUUAAAAGUAAAGUAAAUUAUUUUUAAAUUACACAUAUUUCAUCAUCAAUCAAUCUCACGUCAAAUACAUUUCUAUCACUAAAGCGAAUAUCUUUAAAAAUCCUUCAAACAAACACAUUAUGCUUGUUAUAAAAGAAAAAAUUCUAGAACUCUUCAUGAAAUUAUGGAAAUACAUUGAUUGCUUGAUAAACAAAGAAAAUAUAUUAAAAGAAAAUAAACUUUUGAGAUGUUGA